Triticum turgidum subsp. durum (durum wheat) is the source of this 381-nucleotide messenger RNA. Lineage: Eukaryota; Viridiplantae; Streptophyta; Magnoliopsida; Poales; Poaceae. The record is from the annotation of a GenBank genome assembly.
AUGAUAUAUAAAAGCAAAGAAGUACUUCGAAAGAAAGCAGGGAAAACCUUCUCGAGAUAUUUGAUUGAAUACAAGCCGAUGCCUUACACGGCAAAGUUGCCAGAAGAUAUGAUCAGAAUGCUCCCGGAGCUGGCGGCAAGCUAUUACACGAUGAAGGCCGACACAGCCAAGGUCGCGGAGAGCAAUGAACGUGAGAUGCUAGAGCUGCAAAAAGACUACGCGCAACAGCUGGAGGCCAAGGGCAUAGUCACCUACGAGGUAGAGGUCGGCGAGGACUACGACGAAGAGAAAGACUAUGCUCCUUUGAAUCCACCAGGGCGUAGGAGGCACCGCCCCGGCGUCAUGAAGAAUCACCAAGGAGAGACGAGGAAGCUUAAUUAA